AGGAGUGUUCUAGUUAUGUAGCAGGUUACAAACUUUCAUACCCUCAGAGUAGGACUCUGUCCUGGUUUGGGGAAUGUUCCCAUGCAACAGCAUAAGGCUGUCAAUUCCAUUUUAAAUAACUUUCUCUAUUCUCGAAGCCAAAGAGGUGUUUCUUUAUUCAUUCUUACCGCAAGGCAUGAAAACAAGUACAAGCCAGUGAUCUGUGGAGAUGUAAGAUGCUCAAAGUUAAGAAGAAUCAGAGUUUUCAAGUUUAGUAGGUCACACUCUUCUCACUGAUGACUCAGAAGUCAGUCUCAUCCUUUGCUGAUGCUUGGGAUCUCACUGGAUUUCACAGUAAAGUUUGUCAGCGUGAACAAAUCAGCUUCACAUGAGUGUUCAUAUGAUCAAAUGACAUGUGGAACUCUAGUUUUAAGAUCUAUUUAGUAGAUAGAUAGAAAACAAGAAGACUCAAAGGAGAUUUUUUUUUUCCUAAUAUUUGAGUUGAAGUUCACUUGACUUGGUCUUUUGCAGGCAGUUAGAUUCCUGCUGGCCUGUUUCUGUGCCCCUAACAGUGUAGCAAAAGAUCAGAUGCAGGUGAAAGAUAGCUAAAAAGAAAGAGUGAGAAGAGCCAAAUUAAAUUAUUCUUGUCACUGAUGUCAGUCAUCACUAGAUGGCCACUAAACAUAAAGCAGUUCCUUUACAGGCUAGAAAAUGUUAGUGCAUAUACAAAAGCUUUGCAAGCCAGGUAAUUGUUACAACAGAAAAACAUCAGUGAUGAUCAGUCAGCAAGGGAACUGUUCUUCCAUGUCCUAUGGCAUCUGUCGAGGUCCCUUCUCAGUGUCCUUCUGUUCUUAUUGUUCAGAGCAUGUGAGCUCUAUGCCUGGCAGGCGUGUUUGUAAUUAAUGUUUCCAGCAUCAUCCUGAUGCUGGUUGCUGUGCCACGAAGAACAUGUGUUCCCAUGAAGUCGGGCUGUCAUGAGGACCGCUCAAGGGUAGCACUGAACUUUCAGGCUACUGCAUUAUAAGCUGGUCUCUGUGCAGAAUAAUAAAAGCAAGCCUUGGUGGAGAAGUGGGUGAGCUGAGAUUCUUAAGAUUAAAAACAGGCUUGAAGAGGGAAGGGCAUCAGCCUGUCAGGGGGACUCAUAAAGGGAGUUCACCAGGAUUCUUAGUGCUGUGAAAGUGAAAUAACUACAAAUACAUGCUUGUAUAAAAGAGUGCUCAUCUGCCAGGGAAUUCACUCCCCUGGGACAUGAUAAACAGAGAAAACGUUCUUAGCCUUAUUCUUCAGUAGGUUUCAUUAAUAUUGGCUGCAGCCUUUUUUUUUUGGAUGCCUAUUACUCAAGACUUAUAGAACACCCACUGCUGCAAGUCAGCAGUCAGCAAUCUGGCAUAAAAAGAUAAAUGCCCAACUGAGACAUCACAACGCUUGUGUCUGGCCCUGGAUUCUUCUCCAACAUUGCCCAGAGGAUGUGCUGAUCAGGGAGGGUAGCCCCUGUCUGCAGCCCGCUCCCCUGCACUCUCCUGCAUCUACCUCUGUUGUACUGGGGAUUUUAGGAGGAGCAUCCUUGUCUGUUCCUUGUACUGUUUGUUUAUUGACCUGUUGUCCUUGGAUUUGUUUAAUCCCUUUUUGAACCUGCUGAUGCUGUCUGCUUGUGGCAGACGUUACAGGUCAUCACUGUGGCAACAAAUUCUAGAAAUUCACUGCUGUCUCAGCAGAAACGUACCAUCUUUUAUUAAUUUUAAAUUAUUUCCUGCUAGUUUUGGUGAAUACCUCCCACAUCUAAUAAUACUGAACUGAGUGAAAAAACAGUUCUAUGAGUACCUUAUCCACUAUCUUCAUAAUUUUGUAAAUCUUGAUCAUACCUCUGUCAGACUUUUGCUUUUUAAGCUGGAGACCCCCAGCCUUUUCAGUCCGUCUUGGUGAAGGAUCUCCUCUGUCCCCUUAAUCAUUGCAGUUGCCUCUCUGUGUACAUGUUUCCACCUUAUCUUUCUUUAAAUGCAGAAACCAGAGAUGGCCUCAGUACUUGGAAGGCCUGUAGGCUUGUGGAGAUUGAACUUGAAGAUGGAACCAAAGCCCUGAAGAAUUUCCUGCACCAGAGGACCAUCACGGUUGCCAGUUAAGAUAUUCACUGGGCACAGAGAUGGAAAUAUGUUUGUAAAACACUGAAAUAAUAACAGCAGUUUGUAAUGUACUUGAUAUUUUGUACUGUAAAUAGUAAUGUCACAUUACAGAAAAACAGAGAUAGGGCGGGUCGGAAUAACAUAGCACUACCUCACACUUUGUGAAUAAAAUGGUUUAACACAUGGUCCCAACCCUCCCAGCACUUCCAGCUGUAGUGUUGCCAAGAGCAAUCACAUGAAUUUGCAGCGACUGUUCAGGGAAGCAAGCAGCAUCCUUGCCUUGGAAACCCAUGAUGCUUAGGUGUGUGCAUACAUGUGUGCAUAUAGAGGUACUUUGUUGUUUGGUUUUUUUUUAAGUCUUGUAUUUUGCUGAUAUAAAUAUCAGUGCCUUAAAAUGGUAGAGUGAAGGCUGGGUGUAAUUGUGUGGAAAGACUGAAUUUCCUUUUUGUGUACAAAAUUUACAGAUAGACUGAGAUAUUGUUUUACGUAGGUGAAGAUUAGGAAUGGAUCUGAAGGGUCCCUGAACGUUGACUACGGGGGUAAGGAUUUUUAAAUCUCAUGAUCCAUUUUUUAGCGAGAAUUAUUUUUUGCCAAGCUUUGUGCCAUUGUUCCCUGCAGAUGAAGAGUUAACCCUGAAGGGGUGACUUUGUCUAGUAAGGACUAUCACUUUUUGGCAAUGCUCACUGAAACAGUGAGGGAAUAUCCCAAGUUCUUCCUGUGUGAUCAGCUUUGUGUGAAUUUUAACUCCUACAUUCUCUGUUGUUUGCAUGCUUUGAAGCUGGAUAGUUGUGUCUUGGUUUUGGUAGAUGUUUGGGGGUUUUUUUAAAGCCUUAGAGACCACUAUUCUUGCCAGAGAUCAGCAGUGAGGUUUUACCCUACUGACCUGUGCUCCAAGGAUAUCCAUGUUUUUUACUGGAAUCUAUAAAUGAAUGUAUGAAAUUGGAUUUACUGAUUGGCAAGGAGAAAACUGAAAGAAGUGUUAUGUGUGAAAGGCAUCACAGUACUUGUUGGCAUCUUCAGUCCUUUAUGUGUACAGAGAAGUGACAGUAUACAUCAAUAUUUAGUUUGAAUUUCAACAUUUUCUAUCAAGGUAACAGGAUAAGUAAUUUACAGUCAACAUUUUGUCCAUUAAACUUUGUCUUAUGAAUCUGAUUUCCAGUGUUUUAGGAAGAGCAACACAUUUUCUAGGAUAAAUAUAGUCUACUUUGGCACCUCUUUCAUUCAUUUUUCUGCCUUUUCCCUCUUCAUUAUGAAUGAUAAUCCAUCCAAGAAGCUGCAGUGGCUUUACUGUGCAGCUGCACUCCACAUAUAAGCAGUUUGGCUGCCUUCCCAAAAUGGCACAUUUCAACUAUCACUGUCAUAAAAGCUGCUACCAAGGAUUCUAACCAUACUGAUAGACUUGUGUUUGGACCAGCUUCAUUAUAUUUUUAAGUCAGGGCAUAGUCAAGAAUAUUCCUGGCCCCUAGCUACACAGUACAGUAACACUCUUAAAUUUCAUCUCAUGGGACAUCAGCUGUCACUUUUGAGUCAUUGAGAAAUGAGUCUGAUAUCUACCCAGUCCUUGGUGAAACAUUUGCUCAUAGGACCAUCUGCCCCUUUAAUAGAGUUGUCGUUUUGGUAUCGCUUCCAUUUCUGCAGCAGCUGCCCAUUGAUAAUAAGUCAGACAUGGGGAUGUCACAGAGGAGAACUGCAAAGCCUGACUGCAGUCCUGUCCUUUCCCUCAGCUUGCUCUGCCAGCACAUCAUCUCCCCAAUUAAUGAAAUCCUCGUUGUUCUCUCUGCCUGAUCCACCCUUCAGAUUUCUAAUUGGACCGUCCCCAGCCAGAGAGGCAAGUCAUGCGGUAGCUCAGACCAAUGCCUUUUUCAUGGCCUCCACUUAUAGGGAGCAUCUUUCUGUGCCUGCUGAGAUGUGGUUUUUAGCUUGGCUUGGCUAACUCAGAUUAAAACAUUGGCAAAGAUACAAGAAUUUAAUGUUUCACAUGGAUUAGCAUUUCUAAGUUCUCUUUUUAGGCUUGAACUUGAACUGAUAAUCUCUGUUUAUUAUUAUACUUGCCAGACAUCUGCCUUUCAGCUGUCAAAGUGAGCAUCCUACAGAACCACUGCAAAUCUGAGCUGCCCUGUUUGUGGCACCCCAAAAAUACUGAGCCACCCAGUGACUCCCACAGGGCGCAAGGGAUUGGCGCUAAUGCUGUGUGCUUUGGGAUGUAGGCAUCUUGUAGGCUGGUUAGCCUGACUGAAAAACUUGCUUUUAUGAAACGAGCAUCAGUGUUGGUGACUUUCAACCAUGCUUCUCUUACAGGUGUCUUCUGGUACCAGGCACAAAUGUGCCAAUAGGUGUUAUGAAAUAAUGUGGUGUCUUUCUAAUAGUUUUGCCCAUUAGCUUGAGAUUUGGGAGACGCAAAUUAACUUUUUUGUCCUGCUAUUGAUUUUCUGUAUCCUUUGUAGUGUCUUGAUUAACUUCAGACAAUAUGUGUUUAGGCAUGUGUUCUAAAAGUUAUGUAUCUAGUCUUGAUUGGUUACUAAGGCUUUUUGUAUAUGGUAGAAAGAUGGGCACCAUCCUAAAAUGUGUGCCUAAAUUAGAUAAGGUAAAUAGCUUCCUGGUGGUGUGUAUUUCUCUCGAGUCCAGAGGAAUUCUGGAUUGUAAGUUUAGAUUAGACGCUUAACUUUGUGAUGGCAGAAAAGUGAACCCAGGUCUUGCAGUCUCUCUGUGCCUCUUUUCAUGAGCUGUACAAAUCAUUAAUGAUUAUCUACUAUUCCACAGGAUGUUGUGGUUGGUAUUGAUGAAAGUGCACAGAGAUUUUUAUAAGUAACCAAAUUAUGCAGAAGGAAACCUGCCCCUGUGUAGGCAGCGGUGACCCAGAUGAAAUGACAGUGGCUUCUUUUGAGUGGGAAAUAAAAAGAGAACCAUUAUUCUCUUUCCAAACAGCUAGCUUUAUGAUUUAUGAAGUCAAGAGCAUAAGCAGCUUUUGUAGCUAUCUUGACUCCAUUUUCUGCUUCCCUACAGUUAGUCUUUCACAGAUUUCUGUAUGUGUACCAUUUGAUCACAAACCCUGUGCCUCCACCCAAGUCUGGCAUUGGAAAAAAUGUCAUCUGCGACCGAACGGCGACUCCCCUGGAUGCCUUUAGGAUGAUGACCGCAGCUCAUUAUUACCCAAAGCUCAUGAGUAUCAUGGGGAACGUUUUGCGCUUCCUGCCUGCGUUUGUGAAGAUGAAGCAGCUGAUCCAGGAGGGCUACGUCGGGGAGCUGCUGGUGUGUGAGGUGCAGGUUCACAGCGGCAGCCUGCUGGGCAAGAAGUACAACUGGAGCUGUGAUGACCUGAUGGGAGGCGGGGGCUUGCACUCGGUUGGCACCUACAUCAUCGACCUCCUCACCUUCCUCACCAGCCAGAAGGCCGUGAAAGUGCACGGGUUGCUCAAGACCUUCGUAAAGCAGACGGACCACAUCAAAGGGAUACGGCAGAUCACCAGUGACGACUUCUGUACGUUUCAGAUGGUCCUGGAAGGCGGUGUGUGCUGCACGGUGACGCUCAACUUCAAUGUCCCGGGGGAGUUCAAACAAGACAUUAUUGUGGUGGGUUCGUCAGGACGGCUGAUUGUAAUAGGCACUGAUCUCUACGGACAGAGCAACAGCUCUCCUCAGCGAGAGCUCCUGCUAAAAGACUCCACGCCGGUCAGCAACUCCUUACUCCCAGAGAAGGCCUUCAGUGACAUCCCAUCCCCCUACCUCCGAGGCACCAUUAAGAUGGUUCAAGCUGUCCGACAGGCAUUUGAGGACCAGGACGACAGGAGGACCUGGGACGGGAGGCCCCUCACGAUGGCUGCCACUUUUGAUGACUGUCUGUAUGCCCUGUGCGUGGUGGACACCAUUAAAAAGUCCAACCAGCUGGGGGAGUGGCAGAACAUUUCAAUCAUGACUGAGGAGCCAGAACUGAGCCCGGCGUACUUAAUCAGCGAAGCCAUGCGGAAGAGCAGGAUGUCUCUGUACUGCUAGCUCCUCUCAGCUCCCGGGAAAGAAUAGGAACCAGACAGUUCUUGAGGGAGAUGAUAAUUCAGCCCCUGUGAAGGGCUUGGACAUCUUAGAAACAGCUGAGGAUAUGGAGAAGGAAGUAGGGUGUUUGGAUCAACUAAAUCUGUUGAUGGCUAAAUGCCAAAGUGAUAAGGUCCUUAGAAAUGCCCAAAACAGAGAGGAGACAUAAGAGCUGACACAACUUAACUGUUUUAAUAACAGUAUUAGCUGGCUGGUCAGAAAGAUAUAUCAUGGACUCAUCUCCUGCUUGCAGGUGCUUUAGAUUAUCCAAUUGUGUUUACUGUGAAAGGUUGGGAAGAUCCUAUAAGAUUUCCCCUACCUACCAGAGGGCUGUGAAGGUGCUGUCAUGUCAUUAAAUUUUCUGUAAUGUCUGACAUGAAUGGUUCCUACCAUGACAGCUGACACCGCCGUGCUGUAGUACUACACCUCUAACCAACACACAGAGUAACAGGACUUGGUAUGAAAGUGUCACAUGAUAUGGAAAAUCUUGGCAGCUCACUUUUCAUACAGCUUGUUAGGAGCUUCUCUGUGUUGGUUUAGCUAGUUGUUUUUUAUUUGUUUGUUUGUUUUAAAGCACAAUUAAGUAGGAAAAUGUGUGGCUUUUAAAACAAAGCAGUCCUCAACCACAGUGCAUAUGCCUCAGUAUUGGGGAAGGGAGGGUCUUCUGUGAGCUCCUGGUAAGCGUCAGUAUUAAUUGCACAGAUUUGCUGGUUAAAAUGGGUUGUGCAAAACCUUCAUGAAUGGCAAGUGGCAUGACACAGUAGUGACAGUGGAUUUUAUUAUACAGCUGAACUCAGGCUAGUCUUAUGAAGGUUUACACACAAUUUCCUGUGUCUGGGACUGACUUUUGAGUUAAUUCAUCACGUAUUUUGGUUUUAGGUGGACACUCAACGAGUGGUGAGUGUGAGUGAGAAACAAAAGAGAUGAGAAAAUUUCCCGUCCAUUUCCAGGGGGAAAAAAUUACACAAGACCCCCACCUUUUCAUCUCCUUAAAGUGACCGGCUCCUGGUACUGUAGUCAUCAUUCCCUGUCGUCAGUGCAGGGGUGGGCAAACUCUUCUGAUGUGUUUGUCCUGUUCUUCUUUUUAAUGUUUUAGAUUGCAGUCUUGAAAUAAUAUAUUAUUUCAUUAAUAUAUUAUUGAAAGAAUAUAGUGAAAGGCACAUUAAUUAUCCCAGUAAACAGGGAUGCUGAUUUUUCUGCAUAAAGCUGCUCCAGUGCUCAUGUGUUUACAGUGCUAGGUUCUCAGAUAGGAAAAAAAGUAGAACACAAGCAUAAAGCACUAAAUUAUACUAAACUUGAGAAAAACCUUUUCAGGUUUUUUUUGUUAAUUUUGACUAGGGGAAAGAAGAGAACAUUUGGAUGAGCAGUAAAUUAAAAAAGAAAUUAUGACCCUCUUUCUCAACGCCAUCAGAUUAGUGUUGCCAUUUUAGGAUAGAAAGAGAACUGUCAGAAUAAUUUAGAUUUUUUUAAAAACACAGUUUUGCUAAUUUUAGGAGCACUAAGGGCUUCUGUAGAGGCUUCUACAAAUUACUCUGUCUGAUUGCUGUGUGCUCCUCUCUGUCGUGUUCCCAGUUUUAAAGCUUCAUGGUUUGGAACAGGAGGGCAUCAGUAGUGUGAUUCAGCUCAACUGACUUUAGUCAGCCGAAAGCUGAGUGUCUUGUCCUGAUCAGCUGUGCAAGAACACGGUAAUCAAUACAGAGAGAGCUCUCCAAAGGGUGACUCAGUUCAUCCCAAGAUUGAUAUAGAAGAAGGUGCCCAUUGGAAAUUCCCAUCCUUGUCCUUUGCAGAGAAUCUUGGCUUCUAAAUGCUUAGGUGGCUAAAGUUAGGAAACUUGACUCCCACCGCAAAAUUAUUAAUGUGUAUUUAAUUUUUGGAGAGCACAUGCCUGACUCUUCAUGAAAUAUUCCCCAAAGUGUAAUAGUGUGACUGAUGAAGGAAUAAUGUAAUACUGCAAGACCACACCCAAAUAGAGAAUUGUUUCUAUCCAUGUUGUUCUGCCAGUUCUAGCAACUGUCUCUGGGGCUGAGCGCUUCUGCUAAGACCUUGGGAAAGCUUUCAUCAUUUCUUCUUGGAAGCAGCCUUUGACAAGUUUGGAUGUUUUUCCUAAAAACCUCUGAGAAUUCCUGUGGUGGUAACUGUGCCAACAGGAAUUUGCCAUUAUAAUUGUCAUGUUGUACCAUGCUAUCCAGUUCCUGCCCUGAAAAAUAUACAGAGAAAUACCAGAAGAGAGAAUUUGAUCAAGAAAUCAUCUCUCUCCUGAAAAAUGAAACUAGCCCCAAAAGGAUCAAGAGUUUUUUCCUAUAGUAAAGCAAAAAGCAUUUAUUGAAAAUAGUGUCUAAUUCAAGUCAUGAGUGCAAGCCCAGUGGAUAAUUAACCAUGUCUAGUUAAACAUCACCCAAAACUGGAACAAAACAUGGACCAAAAUGUUUGUGAGUCUUGCUUCUUAGUGGUUUGGCCAUUGUGCUGGAAUGACUGUGCACCUCAUUUUGGUUCAGAAAUGUUGACAGUUUUUCCUGUCUUUAUUUACUUUUUUCCUGUGUCCUCCUGGGUAUUGUGAUGCCAGCUGAAAAACGAUAUAACGAUAUGCUGGAGUCCUGUUCCCCACCCCUGCAGAGAGCAGUCCCCAGGCAAGACACAGUGUGUAGGGAUAGUACUACUGAGCUCAACCUUUCUGUCCCGGAUCCAAAGGUUUAGGUGACAGACAUAAUCCCUCCUCUGUGCAGACUUACUGAUACAGAUAGCACUGCUUAGCAGAAAGAAAAUCUAAUGCUUUGGUUUCACAGCCAUCUGAUGCUAGGAUUAGUGCUGGCUUGCAAAUCCUGUCUACCUCGUUGUGCUGGUCCCUGAGAGGCAGGCAGAAAGAGCAGGGCCAGGGUGGGACCUCCUCUUCUGACAGCAGAGAUCUGCUCGAUUUAGAUGAACUUGUUACCUAAGUGGGAUGGCAGCAGUUACUGCAUACGUUCAGGAUUGUGUGACAGUUUUUCCAUCCCGUAGGAGGUGAAGGUGCUGUAGUGUCAAGUGUAAAGAUACUAAACUUCCACCUGGCUUAGCGGAGGAAGGAAUUGGUUUAUUUAUAGAAUGUGUAUUACUAUUCUGAGGUAUUAUUACUUUACAGUCCGGGAUCUUUCUUGGCAGCAUCAAGCCCUCUGCUCUUUUGGUACAGUUCAAAGUACAUUACAUUGCCCUAAGCAGUCUCUGGAGUUCACAUGGGGUUUGAGAAUUUGGGCAGCAUAUAGCAGAGAUGGACCUGAUUGAGCUCAAAGGCAGUACCACACCAGGAAACGUAUAUUUGGAAUUGCACUUUUAAUGCUGUUCUUUAACGCCGUGCCACAAGAUUUGAGAUUAAUGCUGCUAGAAUUGGUGCAGGCCUAAUAGCCAAACUGUGGCUACUGCUGGAAUUUUCAGUAGCCCCCAAAUGAGCUUGUUCAUGCCCUAGGUAAGGAAUGUUCAUUCCUCUUCCCUGGGGGUGCUGUUGGAGAGGUUUUCCUUUGCCAUCAACCGAUGUAUGCAGGAUACUGAACAUUAUGGUCUGUUGCCAAAGACAAAAGAGCCAAAGGGGGGAGCCCAUGAGAAACACUCUGCUGCUCUGCAGGGGUCUGUUCCAAUGCUAGGACUGUCAGCUGAGAGAUGAUGUCUUAUUUUGCAUGGGAAUUGCAUUGGGGUCCACACCAGGGGUAGGGCAACCCUGUGCUGUGAGACAGCAGCCCACAAGUCCAGUCCUUCCAUGUGCUCAAAGGGAGAGUGGUGGCUGCAGCAGGCAGUGACAGGGAGGUGUUUAUGCAGUCUGGUACCUAUAUGACCUAUAUGCCUGCACCAACAGGGAGAAUAUAUGCUGGUCAGGCAGAAGGUGAGGGCUGCACCUCCUGAUGUGACAGCAGCAGCCUUGCCCCACCUCUGUGUUUGGGAGCCCAAGAAGGGACCCGGCCCUCGGGGAAGCAGCAUCUGUCCUAUAUUCCUGCCAGAUUCGUGCAUGUCCUCAGUGCUGAACUCACUGAGGUCCUACAUGGAGGCAUAACAACUCUGCAAGUGCUUGGGGCUCCUCUAUCUAAUAUCAUGCAUGUGUUCAAUUAGGAGUACUUUAGCUGUGUAGUUAGAAAAUACCAAGUAGAGAUGAUACAUCCUUACCCGUGCAGCCAACACGGCAGAGAAUCGGGGCGUGCACAGAUGAGUUUAGGCUCAGGAUGGGCUGCUGUGGAGUUCAUCCUUUGCUUUGGCUGAAAGCAUGAGAAAUUCCUACCCAGCCAGAUGAGGGCAAUCAGAGGCACUCUCCACUUUGUACUUAGUGUUUCCUUCUUUUGUAUGGCUUUUGAAUCAGUGACCAUACAAGGGAGCAGCUGUCCUGAAAGUUCAGCCAUUCAGAAAAGGAGGCUUUGCUGCUGCGUGUGGCCACAGUGCAAGGACAACUCAGUUUCUCUGUUAUUUAUUUCUGUGUCCAUACAAAUGUGGGAAAGACUCCAUUUAAAAGUACUAAUUUCUCUACCAAAAAAAAAGAAAAAAAGAAAACAAAAAAUAUAUAUUUGGUGGGUAAAGAUAAACAUAGUAUCUUGAUGGUGUCUUUGCAGAGAUUCAGAAAUCGCUGAUGGAAGAAUUUCUUGUUGCCGAUAAUUUUUAUAUUUGGCUUUUAUCUAUGGCCUUCAGUAUAAAAUACCACCAUUCAUGAAGUCUAGUAACUGUUGAGUUCUGUUUUUACAAGGGUUUAAAAGUACCCAGCAGACUUUUUGCUUUGUGCGGAUACUCAACACUGGUGUAAUGUUCCAGUGGCCCAGUGAUACACCUUUAAGUAUAUAUGAAACUCCACGCUGGACUGUUUGAGCUCUGCAGUGCUCUCUGGGUAUCCAGGACUAGUUGUCAAAUGGCAGGAUAUUCAGGACAGCAGUUUCUUGUUGUUGAAGUUGUUACUUGUGGGGAGCAAAGUUUGUAAAUGUUAGAGAUGAAGUAUGGCUGAAUAAUAAUUGGCAGUCUUAUCUGCUUUCAGUUUUCUCUCUUUUGAGCUGCUGGAUGAAGUCUGUCCAAUAAAAAGUUUCCCCUUAACAAUAACUGCCCACUUCCAUUUGCUUAUGAAAACAAGUAAUUUUAAGUAAACGGGACUAUACAUAAUGCUGCAUUCAUGAACCGAUGUCAUAACCUCAUGACUUACUGGAGCCAGAGCCCAGGCAAGUAAUGACUUUUUUUAAACUGCCAAGUCAAAGCCUUGGGGUUGGGGAAUGAAGGGUAUCAGCUUAGGUCAAACUGAAAUAGCUUUUAUUCAGCAUUUUCAGUUAAAUGAAUAAACAGAAUGGCUAUGGUCAGUCCAAAACUGAACACAAAACAUGUUUGUAGAAGGUCAUUUGCAUUUUUUCUUUCAGGAUUAAGUUACAUUUUUAAAGAAUGCUGUUUUGAAAUGAAAAGUUUUAAAAAAAAAAUCCAUCUUGUAUUAUGUUUUGGCAUGUGUGAAAUUAACUGUUUGGGGACAAGUGUGUUUUGUGGUUUGUUUGUUUGUUUAAAGUUCAUACUUUAAAAAAUCCCAUCCGUAAGGUUCAGUGAACAUCCAUUAAGGACGUUCAGUGAAUUCAGCUGCCCUUGGGCAGGUUUGGCUCUGAACCUGCAGCCUCACAGUGUCAUGCAGUGACCCCAUUUCUAGCAUCUGAAUAUGACCAUCUGGGUUCCAUUUGUGUCUUCUUGUGGCAGUGGGAAAACUGGUUCAUUACAUGGAGUUGGCUACAGAUAAUCAAGAUACUUUCUGCAGCAGUGCCAGCCAUCGUCUUUAAAAGCACUUAACUCUGUUAACUUGUUUACCAUAGUUACUUGUGACCUUCCAGCCAUGUGCUGUCCAUUACUUUUCUUUUUACACCAGCUGUCAGACUCGCUUCCCUCCCCUUUCCGUUUCUCAUUCCACUGCAAGCCAUGAGGCGGGUCUUCUUUGUUCCUCAGUCUGUGUUACACAUGGCAUACAGGGUGGCUAACCUACAACUCGCAGUAACUUCGGACAACAGAUUCAUUAAAGAAUAUGCUAACACCACAACUGCUCGAGUAGGUGGCACACAGAAUGCCCGGCCAGGGCGGGAAUCAAAGCCUCCCUGCUAUGCUGUGCUUCGCAAGCGGCACUCGCUGUUUCUCUCUGUACUGGUUUUCUUUUAUUUGGUUUUGAAAAUGAGAAUAUGUUCAGUUUGUUGCUUUGUCAUUAUUAAGUAUAUAUUUAUUGUUUUUCAGACAUACAUACAUAUAUAUAAAUGCUAUAUAUAUAUAUAUAUAAUGUCAACGCAUGGACAUAUGUACAGUAGAUAUUUUAAAGAGCUAUUUAUCAAGAGAAGUAAGUGUUAUAAGUAAACAGAGUUUAUAUUUUAUAUAUUAUGUAGAUAGCAAAAAAAAAAAAAGUGGUUAAAUUAUAGUAGGACUUUUGGGGGUGGGGGAUGGGGUUGGAGAAACAGGCAAGGACUGGUUCUAGCAUUUUAAAUAGCCAAACUACUUUGUACGGAAGCUGCCUGCUGUGCCUCUCGGCUGCAAUAUCUGUUUGUUUCUUCUUCUGGAAGAUGAUGUGCAUUGUUACUUUUACAUUGCUUGGGGAAUGUAGUUAGUUUAUUCUCAGCCAACUGGUAUGUGCUGCUUAAAACAUGGUUUCCUGCUGUUCUGCAUAUUUGCAUUGAUGGAAUAAAAGGAUCUUAACUGGCAAAUAAAAAUGUAAAAGGAUGUGA
Messenger RNA from Columba livia (rock pigeon), 12796 nucleotides. It is a transcript of the gene GFOD1, whose product is annotated as Gfo/Idh/MocA-like oxidoreductase domain containing 1. The transcript has 2 exons. Gene Ontology annotation, molecular function: nucleotide binding. NCBI's taxonomy places the organism in Eukaryota, Metazoa, Chordata, Aves, Columbiformes, Columbidae. The coding region runs from base 5226 to 6089 and encodes 287 amino acids. The record is from RefSeq and is a predicted model, not a curated record.